UUCAUUGCCAUUCAAAAUAAAAAAAAAAGAGUUAUUGAAACAAAAAGACUUCGAAAUAUUUUCUUACUUGGUUAAUGAUGCACAUUUUUCACGGAUUUCUUUUUUUGGCGUGCGCUCAGUUAGGCUUGCCGCUAAACUGCCCCCAAAACUGCCACUCUGCUUUUUGUGUUGAUAGAAAUAAGAUCAACUCGUUUUGUAAAUCGGGAGUAACAAUAGACUCUUGUGGUUGCUGCUUUGUUUGCGCAAAAAAAGUUGAUGAGAUUUGUGGUGGCCAUCUCGAUGUUUUUGGUAGGUGUAGAACCGGACUAUUGUGUCACUCAAAUAAUCGUUUUGGAAGUAACUUCGGAACGUGCAUUCAACCUUUAAAUUUUGAAAAUAUUACGCGGCCUGUAAUAACACGACCCGUUUUCGUAGAAAUAGCUAAUGAACCAACAAAAAAAGUAAUAGAACUUGAAAAAUGUAAGCCAAAAUGCUCUCGAAACUACUGUUAUUUAAACCCCAAUGCGAUUUGUUCAGCAAGUGAAAACGCUUUAAAAAAACGAGUAUGCAGAGGAGAUUGUCAACACACGUCAUGCAGCGUAUGUUUUAUAAAAAAGAAAAUGACCUGUCCAAAAUGUUUGUUGAAUGAUUUUAAAUGCAUUGAAAACUACGCAAAAUGUGUUCGACAAAACACUCACAAAAGAUGGUCUAACAAGUUUCAGCUUGAUGAUAAUCAAAGUAUUUUAUGUCGCGUUCCCGAUUGCCCGAAAUAAAAAUUUUGUAGUCAAGAUUUUGAACAGUUCUGCGAAAUUAUUAUUUACGAAAACAAAGCAAAAGAUGAAACCAGUUUAUAGCUGAAAUUAUUUGAAAAGUCUACUGACAAAAAUUGUUGACUAAGGAGGUGUUGAACAACAAAUUCCACAAAAGCGUUUGCUGCAUCUUUAAUUAAUAUGGCACUUGUUGCAUCAAUAUGAGCAUUAAUCACAUCAGAUUAAUUUUUCACAAUAAUAAUCAAGUUUACGAAAAGAUUAAAGCAAUAAUUGUGCGUCAUAUAAAUAAAGCAUUAGCGUAAACACAAAUUGCAAUUAUUUUGUUUACCAACAUUUUAUCUUGAGAUAAGUGGAAAAACCAAUCCCAGCUGAGGAGAACUCGCAAACUACAAGAUACAAACUACGCUGAACAAAAUUUUUCUAGUUCAAUAAGAGCAAGUGGUUGACAAUUUAAUAAAAAGGCAAAUAUCAUACCUUUAUUUCUGCUUACGUCAUAAAACCACAAGUUUUUGCAACACAUUCUGUAAACUUAAUAUUACGUUUAAUGACGUAAUUUCAAUUUAAUGCAAAAUACAAAAUCGAUUUAAUAUUUAUAAUAUUAAUUUAUUUUACACAA
Messenger RNA from Hydra vulgaris (swiftwater hydra), 1365 nucleotides. RefSeq names its product cysteine-rich motor neuron 1 protein. The record is from RefSeq and is a predicted model, not a curated record. Gene Ontology annotation, cellular component: extracellular region. NCBI's taxonomy places the organism in Eukaryota, Metazoa, Cnidaria, Hydrozoa, Anthoathecata, Hydridae.